CCAGCCAAUAUACCAAAGCGAGCGGACGGCUCCCUGCCAGCAGUUAAUAUGGCGCCGGUAGCGUCAGCAAGGGACGCGUGCGCCUUGGAGCGGGAGGCAGGACUUGUGGAUCAGGACCAAGGCACCUCCUUUUACCCCGUCCCGCCCCGUUUCCGGCGGAAGCGGCCUCAACAAGGGAAACUUUAUUGUUCCAGUUGGUUCUGUGAGGAUGUCGGUGAAUUACGCGGCGGGGCUGUCGCCGUAUGCAGACAAGGGAAAGUGCGGCCUCCCCGAGAUCUUUGACCCCCCAGAAGAGUUGGAGCGGAAGGUGCGGGAGCUGGCAAAGUUGGUCUGGCAGUCCUCCAAUGUGGUGUUCCACACGGGCGCCGGCAUCAGCACCGCCUCGGGCAUCCCCGACUUCAGGGGUCCCCAUGGAGUCUGGACAAUGGAGGAACGGGGCCUGGCCCCCAAGUUUGAUACCACCUUUGAGAGUGCACGGCCCACGCUGACCCACAUGGCUCUGGUACAGCUAGAGCGCGUGGGCCUUCUCCGCUUCCUGAUCAGCCAGAACGUGGAUGGGCUGCACGUGCGCUCUGGCUUCCCCAGGGAUAAGCUGGCCGAGCUCCACGGGAACAUGUUUGUAGAAGAAUGUAUCAAGUGUAAGACGCAGUACGUCCGGGACACAGUCGUAGGCAGCAUGGGCCUCAAGGCCACAGGUCGGCUCUGCACGGUGGCCAAGGCAAGAGGGCUGCGGGCCUGCAGGGGGGAGCUGAGAGACACCAUCCUGGACUGGGAAGAUGCUCUGCCUGACCGGGACCUGGCUCUCGCAGAUGAGGCCAGCAGGAAUGCUGACCUGUCCAUCACCCUGGGCACCUCGCUGCAGAUCCGGCCCAGCGGGAAUCUGCCACUAGCAACCAAGCGCCGGGGAGGCCGACUGGUCAUCGUUAACCUCCAGCCCACCAAGCACGACCGCCAGGCCGACCUGCGCAUCCACGGCUAUGUUGACGAGGUCAUGACCCAGCUCAUGAAGCACCUGGGGCUGGAAAUUCCCAACUGGGACGGCCCCCAUGUGCUAGAGAGGGCCCUGCCGCCCCUACCCCGCCCACCCUACCCCAAACUUGAACCCAAGGAGGAGCACCCUGCCCAGCUCAACGGCACAGUCCUUGAAGACCCCAAGCAGGAGCCCACAACUGAGCCCUGCACCCAGGACAAUGGCCCUGAGCCUGCCACCCCCAAACAGGAGCGGCUAGACAGCCCUGCCCCCUGCAGGCCCCCCAAAAGGCUGAAGGCUGAGGCAGCUCCCAGCUGACUAGGGUGCUUGGGGAGGGAGGGGCUUUUUGUACAAACCAUGGGUUCUUUUUUCCUUAUGGUCUCACUUUGUUACUCAUAUCUAUCCUCUGGGGACCUCAGGGCACUGACAGCCAGUAUUGGACUGGGCCUCUGGUAGGGGCCUGGGAAAGUUCCACACUCUGGAGUUGUCACCCAGGCACAUGCUGUCUGCCCCAGCACCCAGCCUGACUCAGGGUGUUCUGGGGAGGCAUGGCUGCGCCCUUCCUGGUUUCCAGCCUAAACAGGAAGGAGCUUUCUCUGUCCCCUGGGCUUCCUGUCUGGACCCCUUACCCCACCCACCCUGUCCCGGCUCUUGGGCUGCCUCCCCAGAGCUGACAUUGUGGGCCCCCUGGGAGGGAGCCACACCUCCAAGUGGGACACACAGUAGAGGUUUGCACUGCCUUGCAGAAUGGAGGGAGGGAGAGGUGGGUCCACCCAGCUUCCUCCAGGCUUCCAGAAAAGUCUUAAAUGCAAUAAAAACAUAACUUCCACACAUCUGAGUGUGUUUUAACUCCUGACUUGUGCCAGGUCCUUAUGCCUGGAGGCAGGACUGACUGGUCUUCUCACCCCUGGAGAUACCUGCCUAUGCUUCUGUUGAAAUUCUCACCCACCAGCCUGGGGAGCCUGGGAUGGAAGAAGGAGGGCUCACCCCCUAGGAAGGUCCAGAGGGGUCAGGCCAGGCCAGUUUUCUGAUAUUAAUGACAAUACCAGCAGCUGAUUUUUUUUUUUUUUUUUUUUGAGACAGAGUCUCACUAUGUUGCCCUCAGUAGAGUGCCAUGGCGUCAUACCGCACAGCAACAUCAAACUCUUCAGCUUAAGCGAUUCUCUUGCCUCAGCCUCCCAAGUAGCUAGGACUACAAGUGCCAGCCCUGGUGUAUUGUGGCCAGCACUCUAGCUGCUGAGCUACAGAAUUAUUCUUUUUUAGAAAUCCUUAUUCCAGCAUGAGAAGCUGGCAUUUCUUGAGCACUCAAUUAAUAGUUAUAUACUUACUUGCAUGUGUUUUUUUUGUUAUUGUUGUUGUUAACAUUUGCCCCUAGGCUGUGAGCCCCUUAAUUAGAGAGGCCGUGUGUUUUGGGUUCGAUUGCAGCCCUGUCACCUGGGUAUAGCCCAGGUUUCAUCCCUCCCUAGCCUGUGUCCUUGGGCUGUCACUGCACUUCCAAAGCCUCCAUUUUCCUACCCUUUAAACGAGCCUCAGGCAGGGAGCCGCUGCUGAGGCGCUAGAAAAGCCUUCCUGGGUUCGUCCUGGGCUCCGUGCACCUCCACGAGCUCUGCCGCUCUCCAAGGUGCUGAAGCAGUGCCUAGAGCCUCGCCUGCCGCUGUUCCAGCCUGAGAAUCCUGCCCCAUGCCUUACUCUCCCAGCCUUCUGGAAUAUAGGGGGGUUGGGGGGGUGCAGACUCCACUCUAACCCCCACCAUCUCCGCCUCUGCACCAGAACAAUAUUCUGUCAAAAUACUUUAUUAAGGAUCAGGCAGUCUUAGAAAAGGGGGAGAGUUGUUGGCCAUGGCCCUCAACAUGACCCUGGGGCCAGGGUCUCUGAAGUCUUGGCAGCUUCUUCCUCCCCAUGUGUGAGGGAAGGAGGGAGGAGACAUGGGGAAGGGAUCGCUGAGGCACCUGUUGUGUCUGUGCGUGUCUAUCUCUGUAUCUGUCUGGAUCUGUUUCAGGCUGUGUACAAUGCCCGUUUCCUUGUGCACUUGCUCUGUGAAAAGCUCAACCUUUGCCUUGUGUCUGCAGUGGCCUCUGUGAGUCCCUGGGUGUGUUGCUGUGAGUUUGUGCCUUCUCAUCCUGGCAUCUGUGCCAGGGUCUCUGCCUCGCUUCCUUAUCUUUGGGCCUGUCACUGU
Nycticebus coucang (slow loris) is the source of this 3146-nucleotide messenger RNA. RefSeq names its product sirtuin 6 (gene SIRT6). The coding region runs from base 209 to 1288 and encodes 359 amino acids. The transcript has 8 exons. Gene Ontology annotation, molecular function: NAD+ binding. Lineage: Eukaryota; Metazoa; Chordata; Mammalia; Primates; Lorisidae. The record is from RefSeq and is a predicted model, not a curated record.